AUGUUGAGCCGCGAGACCGUUGCCGGGGUUGCCUGCAGCUUCCUCGUGAGCUACUACCGCGAGCUUGUGAAGGAGAAGGAGAUCGUCGGCCUCGUCGAGCUCUACGGGGAGUCCUCGCUGAUCACCUACGCCGGCUACAAUGAGGAGACCACCGUGGUGGCGCAGGGCCGGCACGAGAUUGCGCAGCACCUCGGCAAAAUGGACGACGCGCUGGGCCGCCGCAAGGUGGAGGUGCGCUUCGCCGACUACGCCCCGCUGCCGGGCGGCUGCAUCCACAUCGUCUGCCAGGGCAUCAUGUACCUCCGCGGCCAGCGGCGGGCCUUCUUCCAGGCGUUUGUGCUGGCCCCGACCCAGUACCGCACCAACACGUACCACAUCGCCAUGGACUACUUCCGCUUUAUGAUGGUGGAGGUGGAGCACAUACCGGAGGACAGCAUCGUCAUGACCCCGGCGCAGGUCGCACAGCACCUGCUGGAGGAGCACGAGCGCCGCAAACGCGCGGAGGAGACCCGUGAGCAGCUGCGGCGCCAGCAGGCGGCGGCCGAGCAGCUGCGGCUCAAGCAGGCGGAGGAGGCGGCGCGACAGAAGGAGCUCCAGCAGGCACGCGCCGAAAGGGAGCCCCGUCGUGAGCGCGCGAACAUCAACGUCAGCAACUAUGCCGCCGCCGCCGCCGCCGGGGGCAGCGAGUACGUCAGCGGCGGCAACAACCGCAGGGAUCGCCCGGAGCGGAGUGAUGAGCGGCGGGGAGAGCGCUCGGACGCGCGGCGCCUCAACCGCAAUGAAGGGGGCGGCAGCAAAAACAACCGGCCCGAGCGUGCGGAGCGCAGCAGCGGCAGGAACGACGAACGCGGCAAGCAAAACGGCGACCGCCGCUGGGAACGCCACGACGGCGGGCGUGGGGAGAGGCGUGAAAACGUGAGGCCCCGCGAAGAAAAGGGCGCGGCGGAGGAGGCCGCUGCGCCACGAUCCGCACCCACCUCGCGCUUGCGCGAGCAGCCCAACGCGGCGGCCGCCAAACCCGAAAGCGGUGAAAAGCCGAACCUCAGCAUGCCCGUUCCCCGCUCGAGGGCUGCGCUGGAGCGGCGCGGCGACAGCAAGGCGGAGGGCGCGGACGGUGGCUCCCACAACAACGGCAGCAGGAGAGAAACCGCCGCGCCCCGGCGAGGACCCGCUGCUGCGGAGGCAAAGAGAACAAAACCAGCGGACGCAGCGGAAGCGGCGGCGGCAGUCGAGGCGAAGGAGCCGGCGCGGGCGCGCCUCCACCCCGGCAGGACGGGCAGCACGGAGUAUGCUCGCCUUGUGCGGGUGCCGAAGUCGCUCAAGUUGACCGACAUUAAAGAGGCGGUGGCGGCGGUCCUCGGCGCGGAGCCCCUUGACGCCUACUGGCACGGCCGCACCAGCGCCGACUGCGUGCUGCAGCUGCGGUCUUCGGCGGCGGUGGAGCAGUUGGUGCGGGACUCCAUGACGGUGCUGGAGACGACGAUGACGGUCGCGAAGUUCUACCCGUAG
Trypanosoma conorhini is the source of this 1509-nucleotide messenger RNA. RefSeq lists its product as uncharacterized. Gene Ontology annotation, cellular component: nuclear pore central transport channel. Gene Ontology annotation, biological process: nucleocytoplasmic transport. The coding region runs from base 1 to 1509 and encodes 502 amino acids. The record is from RefSeq and is a predicted model, not a curated record. The transcript has a single exon. Lineage: Eukaryota; Euglenozoa; Kinetoplastea; Trypanosomatida; Trypanosomatidae.